Molecule: messenger RNA, 2931 nt
Organism: Acipenser ruthenus (sterlet)
Lineage: Eukaryota; Metazoa; Chordata; Actinopteri; Acipenseriformes; Acipenseridae
Product: serine/threonine-protein kinase ULK1-like
Exons: 13
Coding region: 20-1465 (481 amino acids)
Biological process (GO): axon extension; autophagy; autophagosome organization
Cellular component (GO): cytoplasm; autophagosome
Molecular function (GO): protein binding; ATP binding; protein serine/threonine kinase activity
Source: RefSeq, a predicted model, not a curated record
CAUCCACAAGUAGAGGGAAAUGGAGACAGUGGGGAAAUUUGAGUACAGCAUGAAAGAUGUCCUAGGACAAGGUGCAUUUGGUAUGGUAUUUAAGGGAAGGCACAAAGAGAAAAACGGUGAAGUUGCCAUCAAAUGUAUACACACGAAAAACCUCUCUUUUGAUCAAACUUACUGGACACAGUUAGACAGGGAGAUACAGAUUUUAAAGGGGCUGAAACAUGACAAUUUUGUGAGAUUGUAUGAUUUCCAGAAAACAUCUAGUUGUGUCUAUCUGGUGAUGGAGUACUGCAAUGGAGGGGAUCUGGCAGACUACCUGAAAUCCAAAGGGCCCCUAAAUGAGGACACAAUCCGUCUGUUCCUGCUGCAGAUCACAUCUGCCAUGAAAGUGCUGCAGAGCAAGGGAGUCAUCCACCGAGACCUCAAACCACAGAACAUCCUGCUGGCCCUUACAGGAGGGGACAAAUCCAACCCCAGAAACAUUCGCUUGAAGAUUGCCGACUUUGGGUUAGCCAGAUUCCAGCCAACCAAUAUGAUGGCACUUACAAUGUGUGGUACUCCUCUGUACAUGGCUCCUGAAGUUAUAAUGGCCAAGACCUAUGAUGCAAAAGUUGAUCUAUGGAGUAUAGGAAUCAUAGUGUACCAAUGUCUGACUGGCCAGAUCCCAUUUCAGGCUAGCAACCCUCAAGAGCUCUGUCGCCUCUUUGAGAAACACAAGAACUUGACUCCCAACAUCCCACAGGGGAUCUCCACUCACUUGCGCCACCUACUGUGCGGGCUGUUGCAGUGCAAUCCUAAAGAUCGCAUUGAAUUUGAUACAUUUUUCAGACACCCAUUCCUCGGAGUGAGCUCACCCAAGAAAAAUUCAAAAGAAGCUGCCAUUCAAAGUCGACAGGCUCCAGAGCCAAAGACCAGAGCUGACUUUUUAAAAUAUUACUGUCAGCUCACACUGGACCCCAACACAGCACAUAGAGAGCUCUGUCUGUCUGAAGGGAACAGAAAGGUAACACGACGGAGAGAGGUCCAGCCAUAUCCUGAUCACCCAGAUAGAUUUGACAUAUUGUACCAAGUGCUUUGCAAAGAGGGUUUGUCUGGGUCUCCCUGCUACUGGGAGAUUGAGUGGAGUGGCAGGGAGGGGGUAGAUAUAGGAGUCGCAUAUAAAGGAAUCGACCCGAAAGGAGAGGACAUUUCCUUUCAGCUUGGACACAAUAACAAGUCCUGGAAAUUGUUCUGCUGUGAUUCCAGGUACUCUGCCUGGCAGAAUAACAAUGCAUCUGAAGUAAAAUUAUUCUGCUCCCCCAGAAUAGGGGUGUAUCUGGACUUUACUGCUGGCACGCUAUCAUUUUAUGGAGUCUCUGGAGACAAAAUGACCCCCCUGCACAGAUUCCAAACCACAUUUACUGAGAAACUCUAUCCUGGGUUUUAUAUUUAUUCUGAUUCCAGUGUAAGAGUCUGCAAGCUGAAGUAGCCAUCUGUUUAGUGUUUGAAUGAAGAGGUUCAUUUCUGAGUGAAUUUCUGUUGACUUUCUUUUUUCUGCAUAGCAAUGGCUUUCAGUGGAAGGUUGCUGGACUCUCAAGCUUAGUAAAACUGUCUCCCACAAUAAGAAUGUGUACUCACUUCCACAGCAUCUUCUUAUCACAAGGACUGGUGUCAGCUAGUUUGUAACUUAUCUUGAGGAAGAAGUUUUGAAGUCACAACACUCUUUGUCUUGCAGAACUUUCUGUUCAAACCUGUGAUGUGCUUUUAGUACACACCUAUUCUUUGCUUAGUAUCACCACUAACAUGUUUAUAUGUGCUUGUAUUUGUAGUCAGCUUUAAGACAGUUUGUACACUGUUCUUCCCUGGUGCAUUGAAUAAAGUACUUUGUAGUUGGUAACCUGCCUGGGGUCCUGAGUCUCUUUGAGUAGCGGAGAAGAAAUCCACUACAUUGAAGAAACUUUCAUUUUUCUCUUUCUGUUUUUUUAAAACGGGUGGCGUGGUGGUUAGCGCUGCUGCCUCACAGUGCCAGGGUCCUAGGUUCGAUUCUUGCCUAGGGAUCUGUCUGUGUGGAGUUUGCAUGUUCUCCCAAUGUGUUCACAUUGUGGGUUUUCUCCAGGUACUCCAGUUUCCUCCCACAGUCCAAAGACAUGCUGUUCAGAUUGAUUGGUCACUCUAAAUUGCCCUCUGUGUGUGUGUGUGUGUGUGUGUGUGUGUGUGAGGGACCCUCUGUGGCUGCUGGUUGAUAAUAUUGAGAUAUCAAUAUGUUUAUAUUGUAAUGAUAUUUUAUUUUAAAUGUAAGUAGGAAUAUAUUAUUAUUGCUAUUACACUGGCAUACAAAUACAUUUGCAGGCUGAUUUAAUACCAAUAUCAAUGUGGUGCUAAUAUGUUGAUCUCGUAUUAUCAUUGUAUUUACAGUUACAAAAUAAAUAGUAAUAUCAUCAUAUCAAAAUAGUCAAAAUGAAAUAAAAUCAAAAUAAAACACAAACUACAAAUAAGUAUAACCCUAAUCCAUAAUAGUUUGGGCUGAGAAAGUAAAAUAUGUCUCAAUAGAAUAUAAAAAUCAAUACACUAAUGGAUCUAAUGUGAAACGAUCUAAUAUUUUAAAUAGACACAUUGAAUAUCCUGGUGAAUCCUUAUCGUCUAGGGUAGCUACAAAGAAAUGGUUCAAACCCUUACCUGCUUCCCAGUCCUUUCUGUCUCAACUGAGACUAUAUCAUGGCUCUUGUGUUCCUUUUCUGUACAGAGCCAGCAAAUACACGUCUGAUCAGUUCUGCAGAACCCCUCCAAAACCUUUUGGUGUUCAGCACAAAGCUUCUGCUCCAGAUUUCCAAUUGCAUUGAUCAGCUUGUAACCUCACUGUGUGGCUUGACGUGUGUUUCACAGUAAGAGGCCAGGCACGUCAAACAGGAUUUCACAGCUUUGAACUUUCUCCCAGUGCAGAAAUCACACGGCACA